Molecule: messenger RNA, 2021 nt
Organism: Cydia fagiglandana
Lineage: Eukaryota; Metazoa; Arthropoda; Insecta; Lepidoptera; Tortricidae
Product: glycerol-3-phosphate phosphatase
Exons: 6
Coding region: 67-1095 (342 amino acids)
Molecular function (GO): phosphatase activity
Source: RefSeq, a predicted model, not a curated record
UCCGAAUUCUCGUGGUGCUGCUGGUUGCUGGCUUGGUUGAAGAGGUUUCGCUAUGUUAAACUAGUAAUGGUGAAAUUUCUACACUUUUUAAACACAAAUGCUUAUUUUAUAAGCAAAUAUACCUCUUCCCUUGCUUCUACCCUUUCUUUAGUUCAGUCCAAAAGUUUUAGCACCUCCAGAAACAUGUUUAGAUCAGCCGUUUUUAAUCUUCAUGAAGGAAGUAAAGACCAAGUGCAGGAAUUUUUAAAUUCCUUUGACACUGUUUUAACUGACUGUGACGGUGUUCUGUGGAUCGAUAAUAAUGCAAUACCAGGGUCAGCUGAUGCAAUGAAUUAUUUUCGAAAAAUUGGAAAGAAAAUAUUUUACGUAACUAAUAACUCUACAAAGAUCCGCAGUGAUUUUGCAGCAAAAGCACAGCAGCUGGGAUUUAUUGCUAGUCAGGAUGAAAUACUCUCCACAGCAUACCUAGCAGCACACUACCUCAAAGGUAUAGGAUUUACUAAGAAAGUGUACUUAGUUGGUUCUAAUGGUAUAGGAGAAGAGUUGAAGGCAGUUGGAAUAAGGCAUACAGGAAUUGGACCUGAUCAUGUAAAACCAGAUUUCAAAUCAAUGAAGCCAUCAGACCUAGACCCUGAAGUGGGAGCAGUGGUGGUUGGUUUUGACGAGCAUGUAAGCUAUCCGAAAUUCAUGAAGGCAGCCUCUUACCUCGCGUCCGAGGAUUGCCUGUUCAUUGCAACUAAUACUGAUGAGAGGUUUCCAAAAGGCGGCUCUAUCGUAGUGCCGGGUACGGGCACCAUCGUACGCGCGGUGGAGACGUGCUCGGAGCGGAAGGCGCUCGUGCUCGGCAAGCCCCACGCCUACGUCAGGAAGUUUCUUGAGUCCUGCGGGCUGGAUCCGGCGCGGACUCUCAUGAUUGGCGACAGAUGCAACACAGACAUCGAGCUGGGAGUCCGCUGCGGCUUCCAGACCCUCCUAGUGCUAUCCGGGGUCACAUCUCCUAAAGACUUGGAGAAGAUCCGGAAUGAAAAGAAACCGCCGCUACCCGACGUGGUUCUACCUAAGCUGGGCGACUUGAUGUCACUGCUGCCGUCAUAACAUGAUCAACAGUCUAACAGAUUUCUUAAAUAAAGGAACAAUGAAAAAAAUUGGGCAAUACACGAGCUUGCGACUCUGGGAUACCAGUCUGUCGCCUUAACUUACAGUCCGCGACAAAUAUUUCCAUCAUAUCCUUCAUUGUCGUAUGACAAAUCUUAGAUGUGUGUACGACUUAAGGCAUGGCAAGAAGUAAAUUUUUCCAUUGAUCCUAUAUUUCAAAAAUAGUGACAUUGUUAACAGACGGCUCUGUUUAGCGCAAUAUUAGUCCAUAUGAUGAUAAUAAUUCUUAUGGGAUGAUAAUUAUGAAUUUUGGAAUUUCUUAAAGAUAUUUAUUAGACGGAAGCUGUCUAAGAGUUACUACUCAAACAACGAGUGGUGAUAAGGUAGACAAUCUGUUAACCUACUUUCCUGUGAUAUUAAAAAUACAACAGGCAGAACACUACUUCCAUAUAUUCUUUUUAACUCAAAAGGAAUUAUUUUCAUCUAAAGGACUUGACUAGUGUAUUUUAAAUUGGCCUUGUAGUAGUUGCGCCUGACACUAUACGAAUAAAGACAUCGAGUAAGUACUUGUUAUCUACGGCGAUAAAAUCUACUAUUAAAUGAGGCUAGUGUUAUCGAUCUUAGACAAUUAUUAGUGCAAACUAUAGGUUAAUUUUCGUUACGUUGUGAUAACUUAAUAAGCGUUAAUAACGUACUAGGUAUUUUUGAUAUUAUUUUUUGUGUACUUAUUCAUUUUGUUUGUAAAAAUCUUAGCUUGUCGUAAUGGGUUUUUUAAAUUAAUCACGUAUUUAUUGCAUUUAUUUAAAUAUUGCCAACAUAUUUUUUUUUUCUUAUUUUUUCGCGCCGCUCCGUGUUUCAAUAUUCAAAGUGCUGGGAUUUUUACACCAAAUCCACCAUACGAUGAGACCGGCAUGCUCUACGAAGCA